ACCUUACAAAGUGAAUUGUUUGUAUAUUUAUUGCUCUCAAGCUUGUAGAAGCUACAAAUACAAAGUAUAAUUGGUUCUGACUCCCUAUGAAUACCAGCCAUAUUGCUGACAUUCCCAAGUCACUGAUUGGUCAGGAGAAGUGUGAUUUUUUCUGCAGCUGAACAGUUCUUCGACAUCCCUCAGUGUCCAUCUCACCCUAUGCAAAAAUACAGUACACAUAAAGGGUCCUAAAUCUGGAUUUCAUUGCCUAAACCAGCAAAAGGUCCCCUGCCUGCCAAUCAAUUUAAGGUUAUACUUAAAAAUCAUCUCAUCAUACUGACACUAUUCUAAAUCAUUCAACCAGUGACCUGUGGCCAGGCGGUAAAAGCUCUCGCUUCAUGCAGCGAAGGUCCAGGUGCAAUUCCCAGCGAGGGUUGAAAUAUUGGGCGUCUUUCCUUACACCGGUUGUCUAUGUUCACCCAUCAGUAAAAUGGGUACCUGGGUGUUAGUCGGCUGGUGUGCGUCGCAUCCCAGGACAAAAUUGACCUAAUUUGCCCAAAAUGCUCUGCAUAACAAGUGGCUUUCUAUAUAAUACCCCAGCUUGGGCAGUAUUUACUUCCUGCAUGAGAAGAAGAAAGAUUCAGUAUAGCUUUGGCUGUGGUGCCUCUUUAAACAACAACAAAAAUAACAAUGGCUUCAAGACAUGCUAAUGAUUUACUCUUUGCAUUUCUCCUUGCUGAAGAAGAAGAUGCAGUAGAAAGUGCCUAUGAGGCUCUGAAUUCCCACAAGCAAAGUAAAAUUAAAAAAAGUUUUUAUACCAGGUCUAUCAAGAGAGAAAAGUUAUUACAUGCUGACCCCGUACAGCACCUUGAUGAAAGUCAGAUUGUCAUCAAAACAGAGGAGCCGGAGAACAGGAGACGUCGCAAGGGUGGUCGCAGUGCUGAAAAUUAUUUGCAGAAGGGGGGCAUGAUGGCUUUCUACAAAUACAAUUUGAGUGACUUUCGUAUUCAUUUUGGAAUGACAAGGCCACAAGUUGAGGAGCUGUUCACAGAGCUUCAACCUCACUAUCGAUAUGACAGAGGAACUAAGUUGCCCCUUGAAAAUGUUGUUUUGGCAAGUUUGUGGGUAUUAUCAAGCCAAGAGUCAUACAGAGUUAUAGCAGAGAGGUUUAAGACCAGCAAAUCUGUUAUCUGCACAUCUCUGCAUCAUUUCUGUAAUCUUGUAUCAGGAAACCUCGAGAAUCGAAUAAGUUGGCCCUGUGGAACAGCCUUAGUAGACACUGUCAGGGGUUUUGAAGAAGCUGGUUUUCCAGGCACUAUUGGUGCAAUAGAUUCUUGCCAUAUUAUCAUAAACAAACCCAAGGAUGUUGAAGAACCUGAGGCAUACAUGAAUGAAAAAAAUGUCUUUUGCACUACUUUAUUAGCAGUGUGUGAUGAUAAACAUAGGUUCACAUAUGUUAAUGUUGGACAUCCUGGAACUUUAGGUGAUGCUGAUGUUUUUAGGAGAUGUGAAUUGUUUCAAGCAUUCAAAGAUGCUCCUGAUUCUUUAUUGCCUUUAGAAUUUCUGCUAGCUAAUAACAUUUAUCCCUACCAUAUAAUUUCUGAUGUUGGGUUUCCCCUUUCAGUAUAUGUUAUGACUCCAUAUGAAGAUAAUGGCUACUUGACAGCUAGAGAAAUUCAGUAUAACAAAAGACAUUUGUCAGCAUUGAUGUUAAUUUCUAAGUCAAUUUGUUUACUAAAGAGUCGAUUUAGUCGUCUAAAGAUGCUACUUAUGCAACAUCUUGCACAGUGUAGUGUUGCAAUUAAAGCUUGUUGUAUUCUCCAUAAUAUAUGCAUGGAAAAUAGUGAUUUGGAAAUGCUUGACAUUGACGAAGAUGAUAUACCUCCUCCCUGUAGUGAAACAUGCAUGGACUCUCAGCCAAUUUGCAUUGUUGGGGAAGAAAAACGUAAUGCAAUUGCAGACUCUUUUAUGUAAUUUUAAUUAACAGGACCCUCAGAUUUUCUCUUGUUGCCAGAGAAGCUUUUGAGCUGGUUCCUCUGUGUUGUCAGAGUCAUGUGGAAAUUUGACAUAAUAACAUUUGUUGUGGCUUUUUUAAAAUAAAAAAAAAUACCACUAUUAAGUUAA
Cherax quadricarinatus is the source of this 2103-nucleotide messenger RNA. The record is from RefSeq and is a predicted model, not a curated record. NCBI's taxonomy places the organism in Eukaryota, Metazoa, Arthropoda, Malacostraca, Decapoda, Parastacidae.